This is a messenger RNA of Enhydra lutris kenyoni (northern sea otter), 282 nucleotides long. RefSeq lists its product as uncharacterized. The annotation marks the transcript as partial. The record is from RefSeq and is a predicted model, not a curated record. NCBI's taxonomy places the organism in Eukaryota, Metazoa, Chordata, Mammalia, Carnivora, Mustelidae. The transcript has a single exon.
AGCGGGUACACGUCUGAUAGCAGAGCGGAGAAAAACUGCGACAUCACCGAGGGCCAAAAUGGAGAAAGUUUUUCCCUCGCGGCCCCUCCCUGCCAUCUCGGUUUUGAGUCAACAUACGGCUCCCCACAAUUACCUCGCCCGAGAGAGAUGGGGCGGGUCCCCCUGCUCCCGGACCCCAGCCAAGCCCGUGCUGCAGGACUGACACAGCAUCUCGUUCUGGGAUCUCAGAGGCCGAUUCUCCUCGGGGGAUUUGCAUCAGAAGGGCCAGGGAAAGAACCGUGA